CACUGUGUUUACAUAUGUUUCGCUAAUAGUUUCAAUUAUUGUUAAGACAAAUAUUUUAAUCAAAAGACAACUAAAAUGGCCCUUAAUGGGUUUCUCGAAUUCUUUCAUAAGGGAAAUGUGUGUACUUUCAGGCCGAAAAAGAGAUUCACGGCUGGCACCAUUCGCUAUUCGUUGCACAAACAGGCCCAGGCCAGCCUACAGUCCGGCAUCAAUUUGCGGCAAGUGGUGCGGCUGCCGGAAGGCGAGAAUAUGAAUGACUGGUUGGCGGUGCACGUCGUUGACUUUUUCAACCGCAUCAAUCUGAUUUACGGCACCGUUUCCGAGUACUGCAAUGAAACAACAUGUCCCACAAUGUCAGGUGGCUCGCGAUAUGAGUAUUUAUGGGCUGAUGGAGAUCUAUAUAAGAAACCCACUGCGCUGCCUGCACAGAAAUAUAUUGAGCUGCUCAUGGACUGGAUUGAGACGCAGAUUAACAACGAAGCCGUUUUUCCCGUUUCCACUGAUGUUCCUUUCCCAAAAACGUUUGUGUCACUUAGUCGCAAGAUUUUAACAAGAUUAUUUCGCGUCUUUGUCCAUGUCUACAUUCAUCACUUUGAUAGGAUCGUCACUAUCGGCGCCGAAGCGCAUGUGAAUGCUUGCUAUAAGCAUUUUUAUUACUUUGUGCAGGAAUUUGAACUGAUAUCGAGCAAGGAAUUGGAACCACUACAGGAAAUGACGUCAAGAAUAUGCAAAGAUAGAGAUUAAAAGUUCUGCAAGCAUAAAACUACAAUUAUAGCUCUUAUAGCUUCGAAUCUCAAGUCAUAAUUAUAUGUUGCUUUUAACUAUAGUAUCAGAUUAUAUGUAUGUGCAUGUAUUGUAUGUUAGUUAUAAGUCUGUGAUGUCAAAGCGUACACCAUUAAACAGAAACAGAAAAUGCUCGAAUGCCUUCAAAAAACCCCAAAA
Drosophila grimshawi is the source of this 942-nucleotide messenger RNA. RefSeq names its product MOB kinase activator-like 3 (gene Mob3). Bases 76 to 744 code for a protein of 222 amino acids. Gene Ontology annotation, biological process: positive regulation of protein phosphorylation; signal transduction. Gene Ontology annotation, cellular component: cytoplasm; nucleus. Gene Ontology annotation, molecular function: protein kinase activator activity. The transcript has 6 exons. The record is from RefSeq and is a predicted model, not a curated record. Lineage: Eukaryota; Metazoa; Arthropoda; Insecta; Diptera; Drosophilidae.